Molecule: messenger RNA, 1626 nt
Organism: Penicillium canariense
Lineage: Eukaryota; Fungi; Ascomycota; Eurotiomycetes; Eurotiales; Aspergillaceae
Product: putative general amidase
Exons: 7
Coding region: 1-1626 (541 amino acids)
Source: RefSeq, a predicted model, not a curated record
AUGGGCUCCGUGAAUAAAGGGCUACCCUGGCAAGAGAGAGUUGCAAACAAGCGACAAAAUUGUGCUGACAAAAUCCCGGCAGCAUGGAGAAUCCCAGGAAAUUAUCUGGACAAUUUCCUGACACCGUUGUCGGAUAAUAAGAACAAUCUUAUCCAGGCUGAGGCGAUUCAGAAAUCAGGGAUUUUGACGGACCAGGAGCUUCGAAUCACGGAACAAUAUACUGUCCAGGAACUGAUUUCUGCGCUAGCGAACGGCAGUUUGACCGCAACGGAAGUGACUGUGGCCUAUUGCAAGCGCGCCGCUGUUGCUCAGCAGCUUGUGUCAUGUAUUACCGAGACAUUGUUCGCAGAGGCCCAGGAGCGAGCUCAGUAUUUGGACAGCCUUCGAGAGCAAGGUCGGUUAGCGGGACCGCUCCAUGGGCUCCCGGUCAGUAUCAAGGAUAAUUUCCACGUCAAGGGAACCGAGGCAACAAUCGGGAUGGUCUCGUUUCUGGAUGAAGUUUCACUGGACAACUCCCCUUUGGUUGAUAUGCUCCUUGAGUUGGGAGCAGUCAUUUAUGUCAAGACCAAUGUGCCUCAGACAAUGAUGACUGCCGACUCUCAUAAUAAUGUUUUUGGGAGGACUUUGAACCCCUGGAACACCACAUUGGGGCCGGGCGGAUCGAGCGGAGGAGAAGGUGCCUUAAUCGCUCUUCGAGGAUCACCACUUGGUGUCGGAACCGACAUUGGCGGCUCGGUCCGAAUCCCUGCCCUGUGUUGCGGCACAUAUGGGUUCCGUCCAAGCGCUGGCAGAAUACCAAACGGGGGAAUGCGCGCGUGCACAACCAGUGGGAUGAAGUUUAUUCUAUCUUGUGCCGGUCCACUUGCGCUGGACCUGAACGGCAUUGAGACAUUUUUCAAGUCCAUUUUUGCCGCCCGGCCUGCCCUUUACGACUCCACUAUUCUCGACAUUCCAUGGCGGCAGGUAUCCACACGGCCCAGUUUAAGAAUCGGCAUCGUUCCCGAGAGCCCUACAUUCCCCUUGCAUCCGCCCGUCAAGAGAGUUUUGGCCGAGGCGGCCCGCUUGCUGGAGGCGGAGGGCCACCACAUCAUUCCCCUGGAGGUGCAGGAAUGCCAGGUCAUGGAGGCGAAUGAAAUCGCCUGGAACAUCUUCAGCCUUGACCAAGCUGCCAUGGGCUACAUCCAAUCAAGCGGGGAGCCCCCGGUCCCAGCUUUGGUUCAUAUUGGAACACUCAUUGAGAAGCUAAAGGGGGCGUAUCAAUCGACUUUGCCCGACUUGAGUGGGCUUGAUCGAAUGGGCAAAUUGGCCUUGUUGAACACACGCCGAGCGGAGCUGCGCGAAUUGUACCGGAAGAUGUGGCUGCGACAUGAUUUGGAUAUUUCACCGUAUACCACGUUUUUGAAUUGCCUUGAUUAUCCAUCCUGUGUCAUUCCUUUUGGAAGAGUGGGUGGGUCGGAUGCCAAAGAAACUUUGGUGCUAAAGGAGAGUCAGGUUGCACCACCAUACAACUUCGACCAACUUGAAGGAGCGCCGUGCGCCAUCCAAGUCUUUACCACUACCCUGCGGGAUGAGGAAUGUUUACAACUGACCAAACAAAUCGACCAGUGCCUUAAACGCGCAGCUUAA